Molecule: messenger RNA, 855 nt
Organism: Ophidiomyces ophidiicola
Lineage: Eukaryota; Fungi; Ascomycota; Eurotiomycetes; Onygenales; Onygenaceae
Exons: 3
Coding region: 1-855 (284 amino acids)
Biological process (GO): proteasome-mediated ubiquitin-dependent protein catabolic process; protein quality control for misfolded or incompletely synthesized proteins; cellular response to misfolded protein
Cellular component (GO): cytoplasm
Molecular function (GO): protein-folding chaperone binding; ubiquitin protein ligase activity
Source: RefSeq, a predicted model, not a curated record
AUGGCAUACGAGCUAAAGAACAAAGGCAAUGAGCGAUACAAAGAGGGGGACUUCCCAGGUGCUGAAGAAUUUUACUCUCAAGCAAUCCAGAAGAACUCGCAUGAGCCCGCUUUCUUUAGCAACCGCGCCCUGGUUCGAAUCAAAUUAAAUUCAUGGGCCGGCGCUGAACAUGAUGCACGCAUUGCAAUCGAUCUUUAUGGCCUUGACAAUCCCACCUCACUUAAAUCCCACUUCUAUCUCGCCCAAGCGCUACUAGGGCUUGGAAGACCCGCAGAAGCCUACGACGUCGCCCUAGCUGCCUACAAAACCAGUAUAGAACUCAUGAAUCCGAAUGCCGAACCGCUGUCAAAAACAAUACUACGGGCCAAGCAAGCGACUUGGGCGGUGAAGGAAACCGCGAGAUUGCGAGAGAGGGAUGAGACUUUGAGGCAGGUGGAGGAACUCAUGGAAUCCGAAUUACGACGGGAUAUGGACGAGCUACGUGAGCGAUUUGACGCUAACGAACUCGGUGCCAUUGGAUACGCCGAGGACCAGAGGAUAUUGCGAGAAGAAUCCCAGAGAAAGGUUAAUGAAGUUCGGGAGGUGUUUGCGGCAGCGAAGGGGAGUGAGAUGAAAGAAAGAAUCGUCCCCGACUACCUCAUUGACAGCAUCAGCUUUGAGAUCAUGCACGACCCGGUGGUCACCCCGUCCGGCCAGUCCUUUGACCGAGUGAGCAUCUUCAAGCACCUGCAGCAAAACUCAUUUGAUCCCAUCACGCGUGUUCCGAUGUCCAUCAAGGACCUUCGCCCGAACUACUCUCUGAAAGCGGCGUGCGAGGAGUUUUUGGAAAAGAAUGGGUGGGCGGUGGACUGGUGA